CUGUCUGAACAGCAACUCAUAGACUGCGCCACCAACGGUGGCAACUAGGGCUGCCAAGGCGGCUGGAUGGACAACGGCUUCCAGUACAUCAUCGACAACCAAGGCAUUAGCUCCACGUCGGACUACCCGUAUGUUGGGGCCGACGGUACCUGCGACGAGCAGGCCUCGUCCAUCACCAUAGCCAAGAUUUGGUCCUACAGGGACGUCAACCCGAGCGAGGACGACAUGCUGCCAGCUGUGGCGAUGCAACCGGUGUCGGUGGUGCUCGAUGCGAGCAGGUACAAGUUCGAGAACUACAAGGGCCAGGUCUUCACCGGCCCGUGCGGCGCCAAUAUGAACCACGCAGUGACCGUGGUCAGGUACGGGGCGGAUGCGGACGCGACCAAGUUUUGGUUGAUGAGGAACUCUUGGGACGUUUGGUGAGGCGAGGAAGGGUACAUGAGAAUACAGAGGGAUGCUGGGGUUGAAGGUGGCCUUUGUGGACUUCCCUCGAAAAUUUCUUAUCCAGUUGCAUAAGUAUCUAUCUAAGAGAUUAUGGCUCCAAGUUUGGUCGAUAUGAACUGAGCUUAGUCUUAGUUGAAAUAUUUCGGAUUAAUUACUAUAGUUAAUUUCGUGUAUUUACUGUUUUAAUUUCAGCUAGACCCCAUGCGACCUUGUCUAGGUUUCUUAGGCUGAAGUUUCUCGUGUGUUUUAUGAUAAUGAGAAUAAAGAGGACUUGAAGACGGUCCUUGAAUUUUA
Molecule: messenger RNA, 738 nt
Organism: Rhodamnia argentea
Lineage: Eukaryota; Viridiplantae; Streptophyta; Magnoliopsida; Myrtales; Myrtaceae
Product: KDEL-tailed cysteine endopeptidase CEP1-like
Exons: 1
Coding region: 67-423 (118 amino acids)
Cellular component (GO): lysosome
Molecular function (GO): cysteine-type endopeptidase activity
Source: RefSeq, a predicted model, not a curated record